Messenger RNA from Nomascus leucogenys (northern white-cheeked gibbon), 1207 nucleotides. RefSeq names its product keratin, type I cytoskeletal 17-like. Gene Ontology annotation, cellular component: keratin filament. Gene Ontology annotation, molecular function: structural molecule activity. The transcript is spliced from 6 exons. NCBI's taxonomy places the organism in Eukaryota, Metazoa, Chordata, Mammalia, Primates, Hylobatidae. The record is from RefSeq and is a predicted model, not a curated record.
CCUGCCUCCUGCCGCCACCACCAUGACCACCACCAUCUGCCAGUUCACCUCCUCCAGCUCCAUCAAGGGCUCCUCCGGCCUGGGGGACGGCUUCUCCCACACCUCCUGCCGGCUGUCUGGCAGCCUGGGUGCCGGCUCCUGUAGGCCGGGAUCUGCUGGAGGCCUGGGCAGCGCCCUUGGGGGUAGCAGCUACUCCAGCUGCUACAGCUUUGGCUCUGGCGGUUGCUAUGGCAGCAGCUUUGGGGGCGUUGAUGGGCUGCUGGCCGGAGGUGAGAAGGCCACCAUGCAGAACCUCAGUGACCGCCUGGCCUCCUACCUGGACAAGGUGCGCGCCCUGGAGGAGGCCAACACUGAGCUGGAGGUGAAGAUCCGCGACUGGUACCAGAGGCAGGCCCCGGGGCCCGCCCAUGACUACAGCCAGUACUACAGGACGAUCGAGCUGCAGAACAAGAUCCUCACAGCCACCGUGGACAAUGCCAACAUCCUGCAACAGAUUGACAAUGCCCAUCUGGCUGCUGCUGACUUCGCCCCAAGUGAGUUUGAGACAGAGCAGGCCCUGCGCCUGAGUGUGGAGGCCGACAUCAAUGGCUUGCGCAGGGUGCUGGAUGAGCUGACCCUGGCCAGAGCCGACCUGGAGAUGCACAUUGAGAACCUCAAGGAGGAGCUGGCCUACCUGAAGAAGAACCACGAGGAGGAGAUGAACACCCUGUGAGGCCAGGUGGGCGGUGAGAUCAAUGUGGAGAUGGACGCUGCCCCAGGCGUGGACCUGAGCCGCAUCCUGAAUGAGAUGCGUGAUCAGUAUGAGGAGAUGGCAGAGAAGAAACGCAAGGAUGCCGAGGAUUGGUUCUUCAGCAAGACAGAGGAGCUGAACUGCAAGGUGGCUACCAACAGCGAACUGGUGCAGAGCGGCAAGAGCGAGAUUUUGGAGCUCCGGCGCACCAUGCAGGCCUUGGAGAUCGAGCUGCAGUCCCAGCUCAGCAUGAAAGCAUCCCUGGAGGGCAACCUGGCGGAGACAGGGAACCGCUACUGCAUGCAGCUGUCCCAGAUCCAGGGGCUGAUCGGCAGCGUGGAGGAGCAGCUGGCCCAGCUUCGCUGCGAGAUGGAGCAGCAGAACCAGGAGUACAAGAUCCUCCUGGUCGUGAAUACGUGGCUGGAGCAGGAGAUCGCCACCUACUGCCACCUGCUGGAGGGCGAGGAUACCCAGUGA